Leishmania mexicana MHOM/GT/2001/U1103 is the source of this 498-nucleotide messenger RNA. RefSeq lists its product as hypothetical. The transcript has a single exon. The coding region runs from base 1 to 498 and encodes 165 amino acids. The record is from RefSeq and is a predicted model, not a curated record. NCBI's taxonomy places the organism in Eukaryota, Euglenozoa, Kinetoplastea, Trypanosomatida, Trypanosomatidae.
AUGUCACUAUACUCUGAAAUUGUGUCUGACCAGGUGCCAGCCGCCAUCUCGGCAGUUAGGAGCCAUCUUGCAAAAUGGAGUCCCUCUCAGGUGGCUCGGAUUGUUUUCACUGAGUUCAUCGCCUUCUUAAGGAAGUACUGGGCAUGGGCCAUGUACUUCAUCAUUAUCAGAAAGCUAUACCGCAUCUUGAGCCGUACGAACAAGCGCUCCUCGAAGCCAAGUCGGAUCAAGAGGUCCUCUGUCUCCAUUCCUGACAGCAACGAGUCUGUCGCCGACUUGGUGUCCACUCCCCGUUCAGUGGAUGUUUCCUUGCUCACUGACACUGCCGAAUAUGUGCCGUCAAAAAAUCAGAUGAUCGUCGGCGAUGGCGUCAUCGUCAUAAAUCGUAAUGACCGUUACGUUGAGGUGUACGAGCGCAAGAACGUCGCGAAAGUAGGCAAUGUUGAGGCAGAGGUCAAAGCACUGCUUAAGGAGUUUGCUGCUCGGAGCAGCAAAUGA